CUCCCGUACCGUGUCCGCAGUCUCUGGUCAUCUCCCGUACCGUGUCCGCAGUCUCUGGUCAUCUACUGUACCGUGUCCGCAGUCUCUGGUCAUCUCCUGUACCUUGUCCGCAGUCUCUGGUCAUCUCCUGUACCGUGUCCGCAGUCUCUGGUCAUCUCCUGUACCGUGUCCGCAGUCUCUGGUCAUCUCCUGUACCACUGUCCGCAGUCUCUGGUCAUCUCCUGUACCGUGUCUGCAUCCUCUAAAACCUUGGUACAUCUUAUAGUCAGGUGCGUCUUAUGGAGCGAAAAAUACGGUAAU
This is a messenger RNA of Staurois parvus, 300 nucleotides long. The record is from the annotation of a GenBank genome assembly. Lineage: Eukaryota; Metazoa; Chordata; Amphibia; Anura; Ranidae.